Molecule: messenger RNA, 1008 nt
Organism: Anneissia japonica
Lineage: Eukaryota; Metazoa; Echinodermata; Crinoidea; Comatulida; Comatulidae
Exons: 6
Coding region: 88-1008 (306 amino acids)
Cellular component (GO): extracellular region
Molecular function (GO): cytokine activity
Source: RefSeq, a predicted model, not a curated record
CUUUAGGCGCAUCAACAUCUGGUUUUACUAACUAAACCAUAAUAUUCAGGCUACAUAUUUUUCCCCGAUUGGAGGCAAACAGAAACUAUGGAAACUUUGUUUAAGAAAAUGUUCUUACUGGUCCUUGUAUGCAGUAGCAGUUACGUGGAGUCAUCAGCGUCUUGUAAUGCUGACUCUACAGCAGCAGCCAACUGGCAAAGUGGCAGCAGACUUUCCAUUGCAGCCUUCCAGACAGGUAACGCCCAUGCAAAUCAACAACCACCUACCGGCAGUAGCGAAUUACUGGGCAGAAAACGUCUGUGCCCCUACACUGAAAGCUAUGAUUAUAAUCCAGGUCGAAUCCCGGUUACAUUGAAACAAAUCCACUGUAAUUGUACAGAAUGUAAAAAGAUGAAUGAUGGAUCAGAAGAGAGAUUGGACCCCGCCACGUUCUCCUGUCAUCAGGUCAAAUAUCCGGUUCCCGUUCUAUAUGAAAGAAAUUGUACAAACGGAAUGGUCGAGUACCAAGCCGCCAAUGUGAGCGUCACAGUUGCCUGUGUCUGCAAGUCCGGUAGUAGCAGAAGCAGAUCGACAUGCUACAGUGAGCUUCGAAAAGGCUUUGAAAAUUGGGAUGUUACCCAACUUGAAAAUGUCAAUGAAAUUUGGAAAUCAUGGAAACCAAUUGUUAUUUUAGCUGCCGAAAGGAGGAUUGGGAGAAGAAAUAUUCGUAAUGAUUUAAGUCUAACAGACACUACAACUGAGCCUACUGUUGGCAUCGAUCUUAACUUAUUACAAGAUAUUGAAUUAAGUAAAGAUAUUGUUUCACUUGCUCUGGCACAAGCCAAAAAUAAAAAGGCGCCAGGCCAGGAUGUUGUGGAAUUUGUCUAUCCUUUGAUGCUGUUUUGGCUGUUUUUAAGGGCUGGUCUGUGUAAGCCAAGUAAGGGCAUUGCUUACACGUCUUUUGAACUACAUUCCAUAGGCGAGAGGUCAUCGGUGCGACUACCAGCACAUGUGAACUUUACCACCUGA